Molecule: messenger RNA, 3747 nt
Organism: Bactrocera latifrons
Lineage: Eukaryota; Metazoa; Arthropoda; Insecta; Diptera; Tephritidae
Gene: vri
Exons: 4
Coding region: 73-2649 (858 amino acids)
Biological process (GO): regulation of DNA-templated transcription; circadian rhythm
Cellular component (GO): nucleus
Molecular function (GO): DNA binding; DNA-binding transcription factor activity
Source: RefSeq, a predicted model, not a curated record
UCAACAAAAAACAUUAACAAAGCAAAAUAAMAACAAGAGCAAGUGCAAGUGUACGAAGAAAAAUUAAUUAAAAUGUCUAUUGUUUGCACUUUGGAGCCAAAAGUGAAUUUAUUCAAAAAUUCGGCAGCUAAAAAUAUGCUUGUUUUAAAAAAUAAUAAUGCGCUGAAGCACACAGGGUCAACUAACGGCGCAGCAGUGGAUCCAGCUAAAAAUUAUAACAAUAAUAUAUACGCAAAGGAUAAAACCAACAACAUUAACAGCAAAAACACUGACAUUUACAACAACAAUAAUUGUAAUAACCUCAACCAGCAACAAUUAGAGCUYUUGCAACAGCAGUACAAUAAACGGAAUACCGUUGCUGAGCUGAUCGCUCGCCAACAACAACAGCAACAGCACCAAAUAUCCAAUGAUAUCAGCUCCACGGCCAACAGUGAAGCUUUGAAUAGUGGAAAUUUCGUCACUGAUAUGCCGGAAAUUCUCAGCGUUGCUGCCUUAAAUACUAACCAUCACAAGAAUAACAAUAACAUAAGUUCCUCGGUAGCAGGUUCGAACACAAAAACAGCUACAAUGCACAACGUACGCUUACCGUCCAUUUCGCCGACACUAUCGUUGAACGGCAGCUCAAAUGAUGCAAACAAUGUACACGCCUACUCCAUGUACGGCCCUAUCAGCCCACAAUCCAGUGACAGUGGUCACAGCUUACCCGAUAACAUGUCGCAUGUGAAUGGCAAGCAAUACCGCAACAGCUUCAGCGGUUCCAACAGUUCAUUUGAUUCGCACGGCAUGUCCAAGUCACAGUCGCAAGCGCAUAAGGAUCURUUCACACAGCGCAAGCAGCGUGAGUUUACGCCGGACAGCAAGAAGGACGACAGCUAUUGGGAUCGACGUCGACGCAACAAUGAGGCGGCCAAACGCAGUCGCGAGAAGCGUCGCUACAAYGAUAUGGUCUUGGAACAGCGUGUCGUUGAGCUGACAAAAGAGAAUCAUGUGCUCAAGGCACAAUUGGACGCUAUCAAAGAUAAGUUCAAUAUUUCCGGUGAAAAUUUGGUGAGCGUCGAACAGAUAUUGGCUUCAUUGCCCACCAGYGAGCAGGUAUUGAGUAUUACGAAGCGUGCCAAAAUGACAAUAAAUGGCGGUUUCAAUGGCGCUACCACAGCGGUGCCCACAUCCAUUGUCUACGGUAUACCAGCGCACRCAAACGCCAAUGGCGCAGGUGGCAUGCCUAGCACUACAACCAUGGCACAAACACCCACUUCCAAUGGCAUACUGACACCACAAAAGUCUAACACCAUGAAUCAGGUGGCGAACAGCGAUCCGAACAGCGCUUUGAACGGCGACAACGGCUUGUURUGCAAAACGUCACAACAGUCACURCAGCAGGCCAUUAAGAAUGUGAAUCAAACAAAUAUGGCCAAUACAUUAACGCACCCGCAUGUGAUAUCGUCGGUCGCACACAUGCAAAUGUCCACCUCGCCAGUACACCUCAACCCCGAACACUAUCAGCCUCCACCACCCCUGCCGCUCAACACCAACUAUAACGCUGAAAUGGCACGUGCAAACAACACGAGCGUUUUAAAUAACGGCGUCAAUAACGCUAAUGCGCCCACACAUUUGGAGAGCGCACGUCACCACGUGACAGCAGCGACACCGCAGCAACAACAACCAGCACCUCCGUCCAAUCUGCAGAACUUGCACGUGUUGCAAGCACUCAAUCGCAAUGUCAACUGCGAUGAUCUCGAUAAUUUGCGCAAAGUUGUUGCUGUAGUCGGYGCUGCUAUCAACACGAAUGGCACAACCGACACGACCGAAGCGCAACUUGCUAUCAACACGAAUGGCACAACCGACACGACCGAAGCGCAACUUUACAAUGCACCGGUAACGGCACCUCUAUACGUGCCACCACAUCCCGCCAGCAUGUAUGCCUACAGCACAAAGGAACAGGUAACAGCGUCCAGUCAGAAUUUAGAAAACGGCUAUCACACAAAAUCACCUGAACUCAAUGGCGUCAGCUCGAGCGCGGUCGAUGCGGUUACCUCCUCAUCCGUCAACGGUAAUGGCGCUGCUAACGGUGGCAAUGACGUGUUAAAUUUAUCRCGUCGCGCUUGCUCGCCGGCCUAUGAGCAUAUGCUCUCAUCCACCAUCUCGUCGUCGGCCUCCUCAUCAGGUGUGGCCUCCGGCGAUGAUGAACACGAGCCGGAUGGCGUUGACGAUAUCGAGCAUAACAAUGCGGUCAACAUCAGCACCACCAGUCCCAGCAGCAGUGAUUCGAACAAUUCUUUGCCGCUCAAGUUGCGCCAUAAGUCACAUUUAGGUGAUAAGGAUGCGGCUGCUACGGCGCUGCUAGCGCUACAACACAUUAAACAAGAGCCGGUGAGUAAUCGCGCUUCACCACCCGGUUGGGUGGACAAUGGCGAUAAUUCGAGCGAUGAACGCGACUCGGGCAUCUCAAUCGGCAGCGCCGAGUGGACCGCACAAUUUCAACGCAAAGCCGAUAAGAGCAACAGCUCAAUUGUGGGCGUGACACCGUCCGAACGCGAGCACAUACUGAAAUCUCAUUUGGCACGCCUCGAAUCGGAGGUGGCUAACAUCAAGAAUAUGAUGAUCCUAUCUGUAGAUCAGAUAAAUACACCGGCGGAUUUAAAAAUCUAAGCUGCUUAGCUACGCGGCUCAGCCACAUUUGUAGGGAAAACUGUAACCGUGUGUGCGGAUCAGUCAAAUUUGUGGAAAAAACCAUAAGCGCUUGUAUGGAGAGAGAGCAGAGACACAAUAACUUUUUUUUACAUAUUUGUGGGGAGUGCUUUUGUUAGAUAGGGGCGUGUUUAUUGUAUUAAACGUAUGGGAAUUGAGGCAUGUAUGUCUUAAGUUUUGUUGUGUACUGAAAUUUUUUUUAUUAAAUGAAAAUUGGACAUAAAAAAUAAUUGUACAAAAGUUGCUUAACUGUGUAUUAGUUAACUUGAUUUAAUUUUAAUUUAAUUUUAGCUGUCAAAAAUAUAAAAAUAAUUAGAAUUUAUUAAUUUUGCAUACAAAAUAUAAUAACAUAGCACUCUUAGCAGCCGCGGGCAUGUGAACACACCUUYAGCAAAUAAAAUUUGAAAGUGUUAAAUGUCAUAUAUCAACAAAGAAGUUGGCAACGCGUAGCAUCAUAUCAACAAAUCUUAUUCAAUUAUUUUCAAAUCAUUAUUUUCGGUUCUUCAWAACAUUUUUUUUUUCUAAUUUUGAGUUGCAAAAUCAUUUCAUUGUUGCUAACUUCAAUCUAAUUAUUACUUAGUUGUUUAAAUAAUAAAUAAAAUUKUAUAAAAAAGUUAAACAAAACAAUUUGCAGCUAAUAAAUCCUAUAUAGUGCAUACUUAGUUAUAUUUAUAUGAUAUUAAAAAUAUUGGAAAACUUCAUUUUCGAAUGAAAUUUUUCGGUGGUCAACUUGUGCAAAUGAAUUUAAUGAAUUUUUCUUUAUUUAUUACAUUUUCUUUACUUUUGCUAAGAUCUCUCUAAGAUAUGUAGUACAUGUAAUUAUUUAACUAAUUAACUAGCUAGCUUGCCACCUGAUAUUUAUAUAUACGCAUAAUAAUUGUAUUAUAAAUACCAUUGUAUUAUCAGUUAGCAUAGGCAUACCUAAUAUUAUCAAUAUAUGCGUUAAAAAAUAUAUGUACAUAACGGUCUGAGUACAAUUCUCAGCUAACACACAAUUUGAAAAAAAAGAAAUAAAUAAAAUAUUAAAAAAAAAAAAUAAAUAAAAAAUUGCUUAAAAUU